UUAAUAGUUCAUUAGUUCUAAUAAACUUCAUCAAUUACUAAUCAUGUUCGUUAAGGUUGUUGUUCUUUUUUUCGCUGUGGUUGCUGUUCAGACUUCCAGCAUAGUCAGCCAUGUUGGUUUAGGUGCUCCAUUAAUCAGUUCUGGCCUCCAUGGCAUCGCUACUAAAUCUGUUUUGGUUGCUCCCGCCACCUUAUCUACUCAAAAGGCUGUCAUUAACCACGUUGCUCCAGUUGUUCAUGGUUCUCCCGCUGCAGUUGGUUAUGCUGGUCAUGGUUUAGUUGCUGGACAUGGCAUUGCAGUUGCUCCUGCAACCAUUGCUUCACAAAAGGCUGUCAUCAACCACGUUGCCGCAGUUGCUCAUGGUGCUCACGCUGCAGUUGGUUAUGCUGGUCAUGGUUUAGUUGCUGGACAUGGCAUUGCAGUCGCUCCUUCCACCAUUGCUACACAAAAGGCUGUCAUCAACCACGUUGCCCCAGUUGCUCAUGGUGCUCCCUUAGCAAUUAAUUACGCUGGUCAUGGUUUAGUUGCUGGACAUGGCAUUGCAGCAGCUCCUUCCACCAUUGCUACACAAAAGGCUGUCAUCAACCACGUCGCCCCAGUUGCUCAUGGUGCUCCCUUAGCAAUUAAUUACGCUGGUCAUGGUUUAGUUGCUGGACAUGGCAUUGCGGCCGCUCCUUCCACCAUUGCUGCACAAAAGGCUGUCAUCAACCACGUUGCUGCAGUUGCUCAUGGUGCUCCUGCUGUAAUAGGUCACGGAUUACACGCUAUGCCUGUUCUACCUGUUAAGGGAAUCCACGCCGCUCCCGCAACAGUUGCUACUCAAAAAGCUGUUAUUAACCAUGUUGCUCUCGUCAGUCAUCAUGUGGCCGCUGUCCCUGUUGCUGCUCCCGCUGCCAUUGGAUACGGUAGUCAUGGACUCGUUGCUGGUCUCGGGCUUAUCGAAGCUCCUUUAGCUUCAGGGCAUGGUUUGCUUUGAUCUUCAUACGACCUAGGCUAUAAAUCUACUUCUUUGAGCUUAGGAUUAGGAAAAACUAUUUUAUAAAUUAUUAACUUUUAAACAUAAUGUAAAAUAGGACUGUAUAAAUAAAAUAUUUAUUUUUGAAAAUAUAAAGCACUUUAUUCAUUUUUAAUUUUUAUUUCUGGUGCUGCAUAGUAAUGCGACUGGGAACUAAUAAUGCUAUUUGGGGAUCACUUUCCGACGUUGUGCAGCAAGUCUUAUUUAAGUAAUUAACAAAUAGCAAGCAUAUGUGAGACAUAUUUUUUAGGAUACGCUUUGUUGGAUUCGUAUUUACAUGAGUUAUAAAAUCUCACAUUUAUAUGAUAACAUUUUUUGUACUCAAAUCUGAGUUUUGUAUACUCUUUACAUAUUUUUUUUUCAUUUGUAUUUUUCAGUAAGUAAUAUCGAUUCGGAUUACUUGGAAGUUAGAAAUUCCCGAAUUCGUAUUCUUGCUGUUUUAAGAAAUACACGAAUCGAAAGUAGAAUGUUUCAUUCCUAAACUCUUGGUGAUAUGUACAAGCAGAGCUCUAAUCUAGCAGGGCUAUACAAGAUUUGAAAUAAAAGAAAAAAGCACUUUAAUGAUAAUAUACUGCCAACCCAUUAAUAUUAAAAUAUCAAUUAUGAAAUGCCAUUAAUUUGAAAUUAGUUAAACCACAAGAUGAUCUUUAAAAAUGUAUACUAAGUCUGGCAAAUAUCCUGCUUGUUAUUAUAGGAUUAUUCCAUAUUAUAUAUAGUAAGAUACCAAUGGAAUAU
Parasteatoda tepidariorum (common house spider) is the source of this 1750-nucleotide messenger RNA. RefSeq lists its product as uncharacterized. The record is from RefSeq and is a predicted model, not a curated record. NCBI's taxonomy places the organism in Eukaryota, Metazoa, Arthropoda, Arachnida, Araneae, Theridiidae.